AUGUCGCUCGGACCAAAGCGUCCAAUUCGAGGGCUGAGUAUAAUUUUGCCGCUUGCGAGUGCUGCUGUGUCAAUAUCGUUAGAUGUAAAUCCUGAAAAGCACCGUCAGCCAGCUCAGGAUCAGCCGGAAUCGCCGGCGGCGCCGCUCGCAGUUUUCGGGCAGCAGUUGGUUGCGAAUUGCGCUGCUGCGUCUCUUGUGAUAGCCACGUUUCAAGUUGUCGCCAACUACGUCAAUAAGGCACGGGACGCUGUUGCAGCGGCGCUUCCAGCGCCAAGCAACUCGGGUGCGCAGCAGGAAUGGCAGCAGCAAGUGAAGGAGCUGCGCAAGCACACUCGGCUGCUGGCGUUCGUGCUGCCACUGGCGAAAGCAUUCGCAGCGGAGUCUCUCACGUCGGUAUACGCGCGGACCUUUGAGCGGGCAGCCUUUGGGUUUGCAAAGAUGUACCUGUUUUGCCUCUUCAUGCGAGUGCUGCUGUCCUGGUUUCCCUCCAUUGACUGGAAUGCACAGCCCUGGGCGUUCCUGCGACUGAUUACGGAGCCGUAUCUGCAGAUCUACCGCGGAAUCCUGCCGCCGCUGUUCGGUCAGCUAGACUUCACACCUCUUUUUGGUUUCCUGAUUCUGCAGGAUGUGGUGGAACUCAUGUCCCCCGUGUACACGCUUGGCCAUGCCCGGGACACGUCCAUGUACUGGACCACGUCAGAUAUCAUGUGCUACUUCGACGGGCAUUAA
Molecule: messenger RNA, 729 nt
Organism: Volvox carteri f. nagariensis
Lineage: Eukaryota; Viridiplantae; Chlorophyta; Chlorophyceae; Chlamydomonadales; Volvocaceae
Exons: 5
Coding region: 1-729 (242 amino acids)
Biological process (GO): chloroplast fission
Cellular component (GO): membrane
Source: RefSeq, a predicted model, not a curated record